This is a messenger RNA of Alternaria rosae, 1647 nucleotides long. RefSeq lists its product as uncharacterized. Gene Ontology annotation, molecular function: protein binding. Bases 16 to 1254 code for a protein of 412 amino acids. The transcript has a single exon. The record is from RefSeq and is a predicted model, not a curated record. Lineage: Eukaryota; Fungi; Ascomycota; Dothideomycetes; Pleosporales; Pleosporaceae.
CAUUCCAUUACCAUCAUGAGUUGUAUGCGGGUCCUGAUUCUGUCGUUUGCGACAUGCGCAUUUGGGUUGCACGCUGAUGCGUCACCGCAAUGCCCAAACGCGCUGCAUCAAUUUGCAGUCCAAGCUCAACUGCCACUCCAAUUACCACACUGUUCAGACACCACCGGCAAUUCAGAGCUGUUGCCGAAAGAGACACCACUUCAACAUUCGCCGUGGUCGCACGAUCCAGCCUGUGCUCAAAGGAAGCAAAGGAAAUAUUGCACGUACACGACUUCCGAAACACGAGGCGGACAUGCUUUGAGCAUCAUCGCAAGACCUGUAGCUGCAGAUGCGAUAUCUGCGACCUUCCUAGCUCUGGACGGCGAACACCAAAGCUUGGAUGAUGGCCUCGAAGUUCGGACCUUCCCGGGCAAGGGCAAAGGCCUAAUCACCACAAAGGCUUUGAAGAAAGGAGAAACGAUACUACUCGAUACUGCACGUAUCAUUGCGAGCUCGCAUUUUCCUACGCAGGUUACGCGUGUGCAAGGCCAAACACUCUUCAGUUCCGCACUUGAGCGAUUACCUCAGGCCGACCGGAACUCGGUACUCGCAUUAGAUCAAAGUCUGGGUGGCAGCAAAGUUGAAGACAUCAUGAAGACGAAUGCUUUCGCAUGCCAGCUCGCUGAUGGCGAAGUAGACGACGCUUACAUGUGUCUCUUCCCUUCCGUUGCCCGGAUCAAUCACGCGUGCCAACCCAAUGCGCACGCGCGCUUUGUUCCGAAGACUCUGUCAAUGGAGAUCAAAGCUCAACGGGACAUUGCCGCUGGAGAGGAAAUCGGUAUCUCGUAUGGCAAAAUCGACUUGAAGCACGCCGACAGACAAGCACUCUAUCGGGAGGGCUGGAACUUCAGGUGCACAUGCUCUCUCUGCACUGCUUCGCAAUACGAUGUAGCUGGUAGUGACCAGCGCCGUACGAGGUUCGCCCAACUGCGGAAGAUGCUGGAAAACUUGACGGCAGAAACCUACGAUGCCCAACAGAUUGUUGCUUGGGAGAAAGAAGUUAUGGAGAUUAGUCAACGAGAGGGUUUGGAUACUCUGCUCGCCCAAGACUACGAGAGACUGGCGUACGUAUACGCAGGUCAUGGAAUGAUGGGAGAUGCACGACGUUGGGCAAAGAUGGCAAAAGAGAGUUUAUUGGAAUGGGUGGUGGUUGAUGGAGGUCCGCGCAAUCAGAUAAGGAGGAUAGAGGACUUGCUCAGAGAGCUGGAUGGCUAGGUCAAGAUGGUCAUUUCUCGGUUUGAUAGCUGGGGCUGCUGGCUUGGGCUACACAGAUGCCUGAAGACGGACCGGAAAAACUGUAAAGUUCAUGGGAAAUGUAUCAUUGCUUAGAGACUCCGCCAGUGGUCGCUGGUGGGCUUCUGGUGUCCGCGCGCGAUAGUCGUACUAGUAAGCCUGCGGUGGCUGAACGUCUACAGGGCUGAGUGAAGCAUGGUCUUGCGAUCGUGACGUGGACCGUGAAAGAGGACGUGGUCGGGUCGGUCCAUCAUCGUCCAUAGAUCUUCGUUGUGGCCUCCGAAUACUCCGAACACCCCACAUUGCAUCCCUGAUCCGUCGACCGUGCUUGAAUAGACGUUGUUGCUAAGGUCACCAUGCCCGAUCCAACCUCAA